This is a messenger RNA of Capra hircus (goat), 693 nucleotides long. RefSeq names its product transmembrane epididymal protein 1A-like. The transcript has a single exon. NCBI's taxonomy places the organism in Eukaryota, Metazoa, Chordata, Mammalia, Artiodactyla, Bovidae. The coding region runs from base 1 to 693 and encodes 230 amino acids. The record is from RefSeq and is a predicted model, not a curated record.
AUGAUACUGAUCUUGGGAGAGUUCUUCUUCCCACCUGGAACCAACCAUUUUCUCCCAAUAGACUGGGAGGACCGUUGGAGGCCUUUCCAGCAUCACAAUGCAUGGCAGCAUGCCACCAUCAUUGCGUCCUUCCAGCUCAGUGCCCUGGUGGAUCUCAUGAGCCAGGCAUGGCUGGCGCAGCAGAACAUGAAGCUGGAGUGGGCGGCCACAGCCUUGGCCCUUGUUGUGAUAGUGCUGGAAAUGGUGGCCCUCAUCGAGCACAGGAAAGCCCUGGAGUUCCAAGUGCACACCAUGCUGAUGCUGCCUGCCUUCCUGCUGGCCCUAGUGCUCACCAUCAAGGUCUGGGCCCCUGACCAGCCCCUAUUCUGGGUGCUCAGGGCCUGGCUGAUGCUGGUGUCUGGCUCCCGGCUGCUAGUGGAGACCUUGAUGUUGCAUGCCCCACUCUCCUUGCAGCCCUGGCAGGCAGACAGCCCUGUGGACCUUGCCUUUGUCACCACCUUCUUCUGCUGGCUCCUGGGCUCAGGGGUUGUCAUGCUGGCCACUGUCUAUGGCCUCUGCAGCCUCUGGCACCAUUGCUGCUCCUCCCGGAAAAGGGCCCCAGGUGCCGAGUACCACCCGUGCCCCCUAGGCGAGGACAGUGAGGAGCUUGAGCAGUUCAGAGCAGAGGCGGUGCUGCAGGAUGAAGUCAUCUAA